This is a messenger RNA of Argentina anserina (silverweed cinquefoil), 733 nucleotides long. RefSeq names its product mitochondrial zinc maintenance protein 1, mitochondrial. The coding region runs from base 50 to 364 and encodes 104 amino acids. Gene Ontology annotation, molecular function: protein folding chaperone. Lineage: Eukaryota; Viridiplantae; Streptophyta; Magnoliopsida; Rosales; Rosaceae. Gene Ontology annotation, biological process: mitochondrial respiratory chain complex III assembly. The record is from RefSeq and is a predicted model, not a curated record. The transcript is spliced from 2 exons. Gene Ontology annotation, cellular component: mitochondrial matrix.
UACAAUACUGAAAAACGCGACGGCCCAGAAUAGAAUUGUGGAGUGAGAGAUGGCGAGAGCAGAAGCAGUGAACGCGUACAGAUCGCUUCUGAGAGCGACCCGGAAAUCGUUCGCCGGAGAUACGGUGAUGCUCAAGGGCUCGGCAGCGGAGGUCCGACAGAAAUUCGAAGAGAAUAGGGGCGUGACGUCGGAGGCGGAGAUCCAAAGACUCCUCGGCGAGGCACGCGAGGCCUCCUCCUUCAUCUCCACCAUGAUCGUCCAGGCCAAGCUCAACUCCCGCGGCGGCUACGAAGUGAAGCCGGAAAAGGUGCAUGCCGGAGCUACGCUUGAGAUUCCUUCCGAGGCAAUCCUUAACAAAUCUUAAUGCAACAGGAACAACUGAGAAACAAGUUUCAAUGUGUUUUCCAACUGCCCAAGUUCUGUUUUGUCCAAUUAUUGUUGAUUGUUAGUUUGAUAACUAAAUGGAAUGGUAUGGAGUACCAUGAUCUUGAUGAUUUGCCUAUCUUCACCAUUGUGCUAUUGAUAAAUGGAAUGAUCUUGAACUUUUGGUAGUCUGCAACUCUGCCAUUAGUUCGAUUCGACUAAGUUUGUAUUCUAGUUUUGCAAGAAAGAAUCAUAUUGUUGAACGCCUCCUACAGAAUUUCCAACUUUAGGGAUUUGGGACUCUGUUGUAUCAGUUAUACCUGAUAUUUACGUUUGGUGAGUUGGAAAUAAAAUCUUACACUCUGUAGCA